Messenger RNA from Tachysurus vachellii, 1975 nucleotides. It is a transcript of the gene mcfd2, whose product is annotated as multiple coagulation factor deficiency 2, ER cargo receptor complex subunit. The record is from RefSeq and is a predicted model, not a curated record. The transcript is spliced from 4 exons. NCBI's taxonomy places the organism in Eukaryota, Metazoa, Chordata, Actinopteri, Siluriformes, Bagridae. Bases 186 to 632 code for a protein of 148 amino acids. Gene Ontology annotation, molecular function: calcium ion binding.
CCUAUCAGAAUUAGCUGUCGUGUCCAGAAGGUGAAAGGGAACUACGGCAAGCGAAGCGGACUAUAAAUGUUUGGUCAGCAUUGUUGUGAGUUGUUACCUGAUUACUUUGGGAUAAGAAUCUGCAAGUGUUUACGGAUUCACUCGGACUUCAGGAUCAGGACAUCAUCAUCAUCAUCAUCAUCAUCAUGGGUUACACAAAGGGGCAGCUUUGGUGCUGCCUGCUGCUGAUGUCCUGCUGUGUGCUUUGUGUUCACUCACAUGGAGACCAUCAUGGUCAAGUGUCAGGAAACCCACCACCUCCCAUCACCCGCAUAGACAGGAACAUGGUGCAGGACAAAGACCACAUCAUGGAGCAUUUAGACGGGGUAAUCGACAAGCCGGAGUCGGACAUGACUCCUCAAGAGCUGCAGCUUCACUAUUUCAAAAUGCAUGACUAUGAUGGUAACAACCUGCUGGAUGGGCUCGAGCUUGCCACCGCAAUUACACAUGUACACACGGAGGAGAAAGGUCAGAACAGCCCACCGAUGAACGAGCAGGACCUCAUCAAUAUUAUCGAUCAAGUCCUUCGAGAUGAUGACAAAAACAACGAUGGCUACAUCGAUUACGCCGAGUUUGCGAAGUCUCUCCAGUAAUGAGGGAGGCAUGGAGGUGUUACUGUGUGUGUGUGCGUGUGUGUGUGUGUGGUGGGUAUGGAGAAACAUAGAGGAGUGUGUGCAGCCUUACUGUGAGCUCUGAUUACCUCUACCUGAACAGUAUCAGUGAUUUGGUUGUGUAUACCCAUCCUCAGCAAAGCUACAGUGUUUCACAGACAGAAUGGCUGCUCAUAUAAGCACAAACUUCAGUCUUUUUGCCAUUUCAGCUCAUUUUCUUGAACACUUUAAGCACUUCAAAUUCAAGGUUACAACAAGGAUCGGAUCUGAACAGCUGGGAUCUACUGAACACACUUUAGCCUGAAACCUGUAUCAGAAACAAGCUGCCAAAUACAAGCAAAGACUUGUCCCUCUUUUAUUAUUGCUGCAGUGUGUUUUGAAGCAACAUUCUAAUGCAAAGUAAUGAGUGGAGAUUAAAUGGAGUAAAACGACUUCCUUUCCUUAAUUUUUUUUUUUUUUUUUUUUUUAACUUUGGUAUCAGAAACUUACAAGAAAUGUCUGCCAAAUUGCACUACAUGUGUUCUUUUGUGUUUUCAGCCUGAAAAAGUGUUGCUUUCUGGUCAUAUUUAUCACAUUUCUCAACAAUGGUGAUCAAGAAUCAGUUCUUGCUUUUUUGCUACGAAUGAAUGAGAAAUUUGUGUCUGUUCUAAUAUGCUGUUGUUCACACCAGUGUUUUUCAGUCCCAGUGCUGGAGCAUCACUCUAUUUUACUCUGGAUUGUGUGGCUUUUGUUCGACUUUAUAAUGUGUGUAAGGACAGGAAAAACCGAUUGUGCACCAAUAUUCCAGCAGUAACUGUGACUGAGAACCAGACUUCAGUCUUCAUUCAGUAAAGACUGAUGAAAGGACUUUUUCUAGGCUACUGGAUUAUUAUUUCCAUCACAAAUGUAAUCCAAGCCUGUUAUAUUUGUCAUGUGUAAUUACUGUUGUUGUUAGUUGCAUUCUGAGCUUUGUGUUAUUCGUGAGCGGGGAAGAUACACAGUGACAGUGACAGUAUGCGGAGGCUAAUUUAUUUCUAUCAAAAUAUGACAUCUGUUGUUGAAACACAUUUGCAGUUAUUAAUGUGUAUAUAUUCAAUACAAUCAUUUGAAAUGUAGCAUUAGUUCCUAACCCAUGUUCAGGAGGUAAGAGAAUAUUCUAUAAACUCAAACAUAUCUCUAGUUUAAACAGACUUUCGAAUGUAAACGAGACCGAUUCUAUUUUCACAGUUUGACGCUUGUGGGUUUAUGAAUGAAGUGUGAAUUUUUUGUUUUGUUUUGUUUUAGAAAAGUAUAACUUCAAGGCAACAUCUGGUUUGGAACUGUAGUAAAAAUAUGUGGAAGAAAAA